Xiphophorus hellerii (green swordtail) is the source of this 3196-nucleotide messenger RNA. RefSeq names its product 5-hydroxytryptamine receptor 1D. The transcript has 3 exons. Gene Ontology annotation, cellular component: membrane. Gene Ontology annotation, molecular function: G protein-coupled receptor activity. Gene Ontology annotation, biological process: G protein-coupled receptor signaling pathway. Bases 151 to 1746 code for a protein of 531 amino acids. The record is from RefSeq and is a predicted model, not a curated record. Lineage: Eukaryota; Metazoa; Chordata; Actinopteri; Cyprinodontiformes; Poeciliidae.
UGCAUAAAAAGACUGGCUGCUUUACCUGGAGACUGUCAUUAGCUCAAGCGGAUAUGGGUCACAAGAGACAGCAAUCACUUGCUUUUUCAAAGAUAUAAUGCUUAUCCUUUCUACAACAUGUAAACGCGACAGUUCUAUAGUUACAGUAGUAUGGAUGUUCAGGAUGGCUUCAGGUCACCUCUGCAGGCUGCGGGGAUCAACGCGAGCCAAACGGGAGGGACGGAGGGCGGGUUGUCCAAGCAGACCCAGCUGCUGCUGGAGGCUCUUCUGGUGCUCAUGUGUUUGGGUGCUGUCAUAGGCAAUGUUCUUGUCAUCAUUAUUGUGGCAGCUACCAAGACCCUCCAUGCAGUGACGUCUAUCCUGAUCCUGAACUUGGCCGUCAGUGACCUCCUGGUUGGCAUUGGAGUCAUGCCUUUUGUUGCUAUGUCCAUCAUGAACACGGGAUGGGUGCGUUGUCCUGUUCUCUGUCUAUAUGUUGGGUACUCCUCCACUGUGUACUGCACAGCUUCUGUGCUCACACUGACUGCUAUUGCUCUGGACCGCUACUACUCCAUCAUGGACUGCCUGCGCUACAGUUCCCGCUGCACCCUGUGGAGGACUUCUGCUGUGGUCCUGUGGAUCUGGCUUCUGGCUCUGGUCAUCUGCAGCCCUCCUCUGCUGGGCUGGAGCUCUGUCAGCUAUGUGGUUCCCAUGUAUAACUGUGCAAUCACCUGGGCCAGCACUGUCAGCUACACAGCCUUCAUGGCUGUUCUGAUCUAUCUCAUGCCUGCAGUGGUGAUCCUCUUCUGCUAUGUGAAUAUAAUCAGGGUGGCACGCAGCCACGCACGUAGGAUUCACUCCCUGCAGGACUCCGUCCAGCGCAGCAGGUCCCCCUCUUGUCCAGGGGAUUCAUCCCACCAGAACUGCGGGAGCCUCCAUAGACCCUGGAGUGUUACAUGUCACAAGAACAAUGAAUCUGAGUCUCAAACAAGUAAACAGGGAGAGAAUAUCAGCCAGAUUGUUCAGGAAGCUCCAAAACAGCAGGGAAGCAAAGUGAGGGGUUUGUUUUCCAUCCUGGCUCAAAAAAACUCUCAGCCACCCGAGCCAAACCACCAGCAGCCGCAUCAUGGAGGGCUGCGCCUCGUCCUGAUCAUCUUCGCUUUCCUCCUCUGCUGGACACCCUACAUCUGUGUGGCUCUGGUUCAGGCCACAGAAACUGCCAUUACAGGUCAGUCCACCCUCGUGCCAGACUCUGUCAUCACCUUCUCCUACUGGCUGAUGUUGCUCAACUCUGACGUCAAUCCUUUGUUGUACGCUCUGCUUAGCCAGCGCUUCCAGAUUGCUCUUCAGGGACUUUGGCACAGAAUUAGAGCUCAUCUGUGCAGCCUGUUUAGCACAGAAUGGGAGGUCAGAGGAGAUGGGGAUGACGUCAGAAUUACUGACCCAGGCACGUUGACCACAGCCCAUCCCAGUACACAUGCCAGCACAGAGAGUUUGAACUGUGACAACUCAAAGCUCUCCUCCUCUGUUUUCACUGUUAGCACCGACUUUAAAAGCCACUCUGAGGGGUAUCUUUGUAACGUGUGCCACCAUGAAAACACACCCUCUGUGUUCCAGGAUGCUGCUAGUGAGAAGACACACAAUCUGCAGGUCCCUUCGCGUCCUCAAGAGGGCAGCAGACUUCCGUUCUCCGCUCUAACUAAGGAGCGGCAGGCCACUUUUUUCUAUGGCCAGAUCACAGUGUCAGUGGAGCAUGAUGUCUGUUAGUUAUUUACUGUUGAUUCUUAAUAAAUUCUAAUAUUAUUGAAAGGGUAAUUUGUUUCAGUAGUUCAGUUCUAAAAGACAUAUUGCUCCAUUAAAACAUUUCUAAAUUAAAAUCUGUUCAGUAUGUAAAUCCCAAAACUCAGUUUCUCUGAAAAUAUAUUAGUGCCUAAAGCCAAGAAAAAAGGAAUUUUUAAUAUUGAAACGACUUUGUACUGAAAAGUCGAUCCAUGUACUUUGUAUUAAAUACACUCAGAGCUUGGUUUUGGUUCAUUCAGUGCGAGUUCAUCAUUUCGUUCAUUGAACCAGAUGUUGGUACUUUUAGCAGUGUUUGCAGCAUAGAGUUUAUCAGCAGAGGAAAUUCUGAGGUGCUCUAACAUUACCUGGAAGAGGGCUACACUAACCUUGAACUUGAUUAAAGGAAAAAAAAAACAACAACAGUGAACCAACACCAACAGAUGACAGUUCCUUCAUUCAUUACUGACUGUGAUAACUUCACACUGGCCCUCAAGCAACAUAGACUGUGUGUUUCUCCACGCUUGCCAUGAUUUGGACCGGGAUUUCCUAAGAAGUCGAUGAAUUUAAAUUCAGAAAUGAAAACAAGAAAUACAGAAGUUGUAGCCUGGAUGAUUUUAGUCUUUUGAGACAAUCGACUUUGUUUUAUAAUCCUCUGAAGAAUGAGGCUACGCUUGUGCAUACAAGCUGUGAAGAGGCAGCUUCUUGUUGUGUACAAAGUCAGGAAUCUUUCCCAUGAUUGUGUUGGCAACAACAUGGAGAGAACAUGACAGUUCUGUAUUAAAAAUGACGUUUUUUCACAUUUUGGGUCUUUAUUUCACCAAGCCAUAAUCAUCAAAGCAAGGAGAAAUAACUGCUGGAAAUGGAUUAGUGUGUUUUCAUUUAAUCUGUAAAAUACUGAAAAUUAGUUUUACUUUUGAGUGAAUAAAUUAAUUAGAUAUUUCAUCUCUCAGAAUUAUCACUAGCAACUGAUGUUGCAGACUUGAAGUACUCCUAUCAAUUACUUUACUGGGGGAAAAAAAACAAACUAAAAAUAAUCAUUGUAGAUACGAUGCAAAUAUGUCAAAAUAUAUAUAUAUAUUGCUUUUACGAUAGCUAUACCUUUUUACCUGAAUUGUUGAACCACAACAGAAAGCUAUGGAAGAACAAACCUUGUCAAGAAAACUUAUCAAAAACAAAUCUUUUUAUACCUUACAUCAUACGAUUACACUUGAAGACACUCAGUAGCAGAUCUAACAAAUCCAUCAUUUAUUCACGCUCUAAAUAUUUCCUCCUCAGACGUGAUAUAACCAUAUGUUGCAUCAUCUUAGUGUAAAAAUCAUUCCUUACAAAGGUUUACAUUUAAGUCUUGCGUUAAUUCCAGAGGAAUACAAUAUAAUUAUUUAUUGCCAUAGAAAAUGACAAUGGGAAACAGUGCUAAAUGUACUGUAUUGCAAAAAAA